Messenger RNA from Passer montanus (Eurasian tree sparrow), 7061 nucleotides. RefSeq names its product SID1 transmembrane family member 1 (gene SIDT1). Lineage: Eukaryota; Metazoa; Chordata; Aves; Passeriformes; Passeridae. The coding region runs from base 278 to 2734 and encodes 818 amino acids. The record is from RefSeq and is a predicted model, not a curated record. Gene Ontology annotation, cellular component: membrane. The transcript is spliced from 25 exons.
CGGUCACAGAGAGGAGACCCUCCUCCCCUGGGCUGGCCAGCCCGUCGGCCGGCCUCCCUUUCCCUCCCCUCCCCGCCCCGCCGGAGGGUCCUUCCCCGGGGAAAGUUGCUCGGCGUCCCCCGGGCGAGGGGCGGGGGUGUGCGGCGCUGCCCCCGCCGCCUCUCGCCCGUGUCGCCGAGCUGUUUAUUUAAAUCGCAGAUAAAGCGCCUCGCCUCGCCGCCCGCCCUGCCGGGGACACGCAGUCCGGGCGCCCGGCGGGGUGGGCAGGAAGGAGCCCAUGGCCGGGAGGGCAGCCCCGGCGCCCGGGGCUCUGCUCUGCGCCCUGCUCUGCGCGGCGGCGGCGGCGGGGGGCGGCCCCGGGGACAACCCCGCUCCCGGCGCCUUCGGCCACGUCUACCGGGGAGCCGUGAACAUCAGCUCGGAGCGGGUCUACGCCUUCGCCUACCGCAGCGAGCCCGGGCAGGUAGAUGCAGUGCGGGUGUACGUGAACAGCAGCUCUGAGAACCUCCAGUACCCCGUCCUGUUUGUAGUCCGCCAGCAGAAGGGAGUGCUCUCAUGGCAGGUCCCACUGAUUUUUCGAGGCCUCUACCAGAGGACCUACAAAUACCAAGAAGUGAGUCGGACCCUGUGUCCCUCUGAGCCAACACCUGAAACAAGACCCUCUAACCAGAUUAUAUUUGUGGAUGUCGCUUCCAUGGCACCGUUCAAUAUUGCAUAUGAGCUGCUAGUCACCAGGCUGGAGAACUUCCAACUUGAGACCAACAAAGCCUUUAACUUCAGUGCCAGCCCUUCCCAGCCCCAGUAUUUUCUGUACAAAUUUCCUCAGGAUGUCGACUCAGUCAUUAUUAAUGUGGUGUCUGAUGCAGCCUACCCAUGCUCAGUUGUCUCUGUCCAGGACAUUGUGUGCCCAGUGUAUGACCUGGACCAUAACGUGGAGUUCAAUGGAGUUUAUCAGUCUAUGACAAAGCAGGCAGCCAUAACAGUCCAGAGAAAAGAUUUCCCAGGUGAGCAGUUCUUCGUUGUGUUUGUCAUUAAGCCAGAGGAUUAUGCCUGUGGGGGUUCUGUGCCUUCUUCAAUUCCUGGGAACGUCAACCGCACCUGGAACCUGCAGCGGACAAAGAACCUUCAAGUGACGAUUGUGCCCUCCAUUAAAAAGUCUGUUUAUGUCCAGGCCAUGUUCUUCAGCUUCCUGAGUUUCCUCUCCUUUUACCUGGGCUCAGUGGUUGUUGCUUUUGUGCACUACAUUAGGGUUCAGAGGAAGGCAUCGGCUGGGAGACUGAGCCCUGAGCAUGGAUCUGGGAUGAUGACUUCUUCACACCCCAUCUCAGCCAGCACUCCUGAGGGAAGCAGCUACGGUGCUAUUGAUGAGUCCAGCUCCAGCGGAGGACGUCAGCUCUCCUCCCCGGAGCGCAGGCCCCCGGCUGCUUCGGACACAGACAGCUCUGUGGAGGAGGAGAGCGACUUCGACACCAUGCCAGAAAUUGAGAGUGACAAGAACAUCAUCCGCACGAAGGUGUUCCUCUAUCUAUCAGAUUUGUCCAGGAAAGACCGAAGGAUUGUCAGCAAAAAAUACAAAAUCUAUUUCUGGAACAUCAUCACCAUUGCUGUGUUCUAUGCCCUGCCGGUCAUCCAGCUGGUCAUCACUUACCAGACGGUAGUGAAUGUGACUGGCAAUCAGGACAUCUGCUACUACAACUUCCUGUGUGCUCAUCCCCUUGGGGUGCUGAGUGCCUUCAAUAACAUCCUCAGCAACGUGGGCCACAUGAUGCUGGGCUUUCUCUUCCUCCUCAUUGUGUUGCGCAGGGACAUCCUCCACCGUCGGGCCAUGGAGAUGAAAGAUAUCUACACCCUGGAGUAUGGGAUCCCAAAGCAUUUUGGUCUCUUUUAUGCUAUGGGCAUUGCUCUGAUGAUGGAAGGGGUGCUGAGUGCCUGUUACCAUGUCUGCCCUAAUUACUCCAAUUUCCAGUUUGACACCUCCUUCAUGUACAUGAUUGCAGGACUGUGCAUGCUCAAGCUCUACCAGACCCGGCACCCAGACAUCAAUGCCAGCGCCUACUCUGCCUACGCCUCGUUUGCUGUGGUGAUCUCCCUGGCUGUCCUUGGAGUGGUGUUUGGAAAAAAUGACAUGUGGUUCUGGAUUAUUUUCUCACUGAUCCACGUUUUGGCCUCCCUGGCUCUCAGCACCCAGAUCUACUACAUGGGUCGCUUCAAGAUCGACACGGGCAUAUUUCGGCGAGCAGUGAUGGUGCUGUACACGGACUGUAUCCAGCAGUGCAGCCGACCAAUGUACAUGGACAGGAUGGUGCUGCUCAUUGUUGGGAACCUGGUCAACUGGUCCUUUGCUAUCUUUGGGCUGGUGUAUCGGCCCAGAGACUUUGCCUCCUACAUACUGGGAAUCUUCAUCUGUAACCUGCUGCUGUAUCUGGCCUUCUACAUCAUCAUGAAGCUCCGCAGCUCUGAGAAGCUCCUGCCCAUCCCCAUGUUCUGCAUCGUGGCCACAGCAGUGGUGUGGGCAGCUGCCCUCUACUUCUUCUUCCAGACCCUCAGCAGCUGGGAGGAGACUCCAGCAGAGUCCCGGGAAAAGAACCGGCCGUGCAUCCUGCUGGGAUUCUUUGAUGACCACGAUGUCUGGCACUUCCUCUCCGCAGCUGCCUUGUUCUUCUCCUUUCUGGUCCUGCUGACCCUGGACGAUGACCUGGAUACGGUGCGCAGGGACAAGAUCCCAGUGUUCUGAGUCCCCAGGCACAGGGGCGCAGAGGUGUCCCAAAACACUCAGCCAAAGGCACUGGGCCACUGGUAUCUGUGGAGAAUGAGCCUGCUUCCAUGGCCAACAGCCCAGUGGGAGCAGGGGCACUGGAUCCCCCAGCAGGCAUGGAGGGGUGCUGUGGCAGUGAGGAGGGACCAGGAGGGAAGAUGAUGUUACUCCUUUCCUGCCACAUCCUCUGGGGCUGGCUUGAUCCAGAGGCCAAGGCCCGUGCACAGCCCUCUGGCUUGUGGGUGCAGUGGGUGCUGGAGCCAGUGAGGGGGGAGGAAACAGGAGGGAGGCAUGUCAGAGACCUUUGCUUCCCUUCCUUCCUGCUGAUGUGCUCCACUUCCUCUCAGGUGAGCAGGCUUGAGAGUGCCAUGCAAACCUUCCUGCACAGGGAGCUAAUGUCUGCACCCUGCAGGCUGCUGCCCUCCAAGAGUCCCUUCAGCAGCACAGGGGGAGCAUUUGGUUCCUGUACUGCAGCAGCUGAGGGAGAAAAGGACUCCAAACUGAGGUGGCAGUGAGGGGACUGUGUUUUCUUUUUUCCUCUUUUUGUUGGAGACACUCCUUCAUUAGCUGGUGGGGAGCCGUGGUACCAAGGCUGCAGCGUCGGUAGGAGGUGGUGAACUAGAGCUGCCUGUGAGGGCUCUGCCAGACUCAGAGCCUCCUACCUUGCUCUCGUGCAGCCUCUCUGUCGCUCCUGUUGAACAACAACAACUCCUCUGGCAGCUCCUGCUGGCACUUGGCCGUGCUCUGCUCUCUGUCAUGGCUCCACAUGUGCUCUCCUCAAGGCUCUCUUUGCCCGCGGGAGAGCGCACGGCAAAGCCACAGCCUCGUGUGACACCCUUGGCUCCUGCUGGGUGCCUUGCCAAAGGGACACGGUGGGACAGGGAGGUUUGCCAGCAGCCUCAGACUUUCUCCUCUCACGAGCUUGCCUUGGACAAACUUGGCUAAGUAGAUUCUCUUAUGGGCUGGGAGGAUGAAGGAGAUUUUGGAGCAAUUGGUAUUGAGCUCUUUAGCUAAAGAUGUGGACCAAAUUUUCUUCUCCAGCUUGUCCAAAUCAGAAAUGAGUUUUUUAAUGGCUUCUGCAUUCUUUCCAGUUUUUUAGUUAUUUAAAAAAAAAAAACCAAGAAUAAGAGUAAGGUGUGAAUUACUUCAGGCCUUGCAUCUAAACUGGGACCUGUUUUGCUAAUUUGCAAUUAAAAAGUGUUCUUUGAGGCCUGCUGUCCUUAUUCUUGUCUGCCUGAGCAUUUUUACGUUGGUGUAUGUGCAUGUAGCCAGUGAUGCAAAGGUUUCAUUCCACUUCUGCUUACUAAAGUGGGUGACUCUGGUGAUGUUUUACUCCAAGAAUCUGUAUCUCCUUGAAGAGUUUUGCACCAGCUGGUUUUUAUUUUUUUAGUUGAAGUUUAUUGGGAUGGUCAAUAAAAUGGAUGUUCCUGGUUCCCUGCUCUGCAGGUUGAUCUGAAUUCUUCUGGCUCCUGCUCUCAGCAGCAGCAGCAGAGACAGCAGUCAGGGUAGAGGGGUGCCCAGUGGUGACAGUCCCAAGCCACCCUUGGGACUGUCACAGGUGUUUCUGGAGCAUAGGUGUGGAUGACAUGCUUGUUCUCUUAAGCAAUUUGCCUUUGUGAGGUUACCUAUAGUAAAGAACAGACACUCUUGUUUGUCACUGGAGUCCCUUGGCAGGGUGAGGAGAGGGCUGGAGGAGGAAUGACACAAGAGGCUGCCAGCCUUUAUCUUCCCAAGCAGAGCUGUGCUGCCCUGGAGGGUGUCGGGGUAGCUGUGCCACACUGAAGGAGGACCUCUGUGCCCUCACAUUUGUCCAGUUCUGGGGACACAUUUUUAAAAAAUAUACCUUCUCCCUGUGUUUUCAUAAUCCGUAGUCUCAGAUCAUGUUCCAAGCUUGUAUUUGUUUCUAGACAGGAAGCUGGUUAUCUUCUCUAAAUUGAAAUGUGAGGAAAAAAUAAUGUUGAACAGCAGUUGGAAGGCUCGACGUAGGAGGUAGAACAGCAUAUGGGCUUGCUGUGCUGAGCAGAGAUGAGCACAGCAUGGAAUGGUAAGGUGGUAGCAGGGAGGGAGAGGGAGGCUGGGGAACAGCACAGAACAAACAGAAAACCAUGACAGAAUUCAGUUAAAUACAAGGAAAGGCACCUCAGGCCUGAGAGAUGGGAAGAAGGGUUGGAAUCGUCUCCCUGCUGCUUCUAUGCUUCCAGCUUGCUGCGUCAAUUUUUAAAAUUCCCUCUUAGCUUUGCCCUGCCUGCUGGGCUCUUUUGGUGCUUCAGCUCUCCCACCUGACCCCUCGACUGCUGGGGGGCCUGGCUGGGCACUUGGGCACUCUGUGCUCCCAGCUGUCCCAGGCACACUUGGCUCUGCAGCCCGUGCCAAAAAUGCAGCUUUUCUUGGGUGCUGCUGUUCUUGGGCCACUGCCCUUGGGCAGGAAGAGCAGCUUGCUGGGUACGUGGGGGACCCUCAUUCCCUAAUUUGCAGGGGUCAUGCUGUUGUUUCCUCACCUUGCUCUGCUCACAGAGGGAGACAGAUGUGUAGGGGUAAAAGCAGAGCAGAACCGUGGAAUUGUGUUGGGAGGUGAGAGGGCCAUUUUGCUGCCCAUGGAGUCACUGCCCCUGAGAUGGCAGUGAUGGCAGCUUGGGCCUGGGAGGCAUCUUGCACAAUGCAGAAUUCCAGCAGGGAGACGGGCCCUCAGGGCUUCAGGCCCCUGAACAAAUGUGCAGGUCCCAUCCCCAGGAAGUAAAACUCAGCAGCCCAGGUUCCUGAUGUCAGUUUGCAGGAGGCACUUGGCACUGUCAAACCAGCCACAGUUACCUGUGGUGGCACCUUGGGUCUGGGAGGAAUCCUGCCACGUUCGGAAUUUCAGCAGGCAGCCGGCCACUCCGGGCCACUGGCCCCUGGACACAAACACCAGCCCUUUUCCCUGGCAAACAAAACCCACCAGGCCAGGUUCCUGAUGUCAGUUUGCAGGAGGCAUUGGCACUGUCAAAGCAGCCCGAGUUGCCAGUGGUGGCAGCGCGCUGCUGUGCCCACGUUUGGGAGAAGCUGCUGUCACAGUUCUUGAAAGGGAAAUAAUGGUGCCAUGGGCAGGGACACCUCCUCCUCAGAACAAGUUGCUCAAACACCCAUCCAACCAGGCCUUUCUAAAGAUGGUGCAUCCACCACCUGUCUGGACAAUCUGUUCUAGUGUUUUACCACUCCCAUUGUAAAAAACUUCUUCCUUACAUUCCAGAUAUUCCCUGUUUCCUCAGGAAGUGUAGGUAAAACUGUUCAUCCCAGUACAAGUGAAAGGAGAAGGAAACAGCUUCUGUACAAUACUGACAUCCCUUCACAGGUUAGGAAAGAUACUGGGGGUAUGUGAGCUGUUACAAUUCCCCCUGGAGCCCCUGGCCUGGCAGAAGAGCAGCUAAGGCAGGGGGAAUGCACUGCAGUGUGGAAAAGGAAGGCAGCUCCCUCGUGUCCUGUUUCCCCUCCCCUCUACAACUGAACCAUCACACUGGCUGUCACUCAAGGAUCAAAAGCACCUCUGUCUUAAUACUAAACGUCAGCUGUUUUUAAAUUAAGAUCUUCCCUAAAGGCAACUUCCAUGCCUGCAAGAAUUUUUUUGAGGUUUACAAGCCAGGUUUUCUGGAGCCCCUGAAAAUAAUUGUUUCAUAGUAAUUCUGUCAACUUCAGUAUUGUGCAAACUCCCAGAAAAAGCCUUUACUUACCUUGCAGGGUCUCUGUACUGCUCUCAUCCAAACUGCAGCUUUUAGCUUCAAACUGUGACAGAAGAACUGUCUUAGGGCACUUCCAAACAAUGCAAGGGGACUGUGAUGAGAAGCAUUUUAUACAAUGAAGUUGUAUCUCCACAGUGAUUGCAGUCACUGGGGCAGGGACAGCACCUGCCAUGUAUUUUUUAGAUACUGCACAAUUAGUAUUUAUUUAUUCUGAAUUACAUAUCUCCAACUAAUAUGGUGCAUUACUCUGUCUAUGCAGAGAAUGUACAUCAGUGGAAAACUCUGACUGUAAAUUCCCAGUCUCAAAGCAAAGCUUUUAUUUUUAUUUCUACUUAAGAGUGAAUGGCAUUGCUGUCUGUGGGGAAAGAAAGAACACAAUAUUCAAAGGGUGUUUUUAUCUUUUUUUAAUAAAAUACUAUCAUGUUCAUAUCUAUACAAAUAAUUAUUACAACUAUUAAACAAAGUAUUACAUUUAACAAUAGAAAUCUCAGAACUCUGAACAAGAUCAUGGUUUGGGAUAUUUACACCUGAAUGCAACACAUUUGUAAAAAGAUGUCAAAAUAAACAGAGCAAGAUCUUAUUUACAAUUGGAA